CCGUAGCUGAAACAAUCAAUGAUGAGAAGUAAAUUAGUUUCGUGUUUGAAAAAUACGUCAUCUACCCACACGCACGGUGAUGCCAUGGCGAAAAUAAUUUCUACGUCAAACUACGAAAAACUGCAGUAAAUUACGAAGAUUUUAAAUGGACAACGAAGUCCCAUCGCUGUCGAAUAUACUGACGGAUAGUAAUUCGGAUGUGUCGAUUCAAGACAAAGCGGACCAAAAGUUUACACAAGAGAUCGACAAGGAUGAUUAUAGCGAGGAAUCCUUAUCGAGGGAUGAAAGUAGCGAUUCGGCGGCUUGCAGCUCGGCUUAUGACCGGCAAAAUUUUUCCCAAGUAAAUGACCUUACGAAUGACGGUGAAGAUUUGAAAAAAUUAACGGAGGUUAUCGAAAAUCCUGAAAAAACGCCGUCCAAAGAUACGAUUGUCAACGAAACCGCAAUUGGUGACGAAACCUUUUCGCCUCGUUCCGAUGAAAUUUUUGAAAGAAAUAACAUCCUUCAGGAACGAAUAUCCGAAUUGAAUAAAGUUGUGCAAUCUCUGAGAGGAGAAUUGCAGAGAGAAAUUUCUCUCUGGCGAAAAGAACGUGACGAGUUUCAAAUACUUGAAGAAAAAAGCGACCUGUUGGCUCUUGAAGAAGCCACAGCUGCAGCACGCGCAGCGGCCGAAGCAUACGCCGCAGAAUCUCCUCUGUCCAACGAUUUGGACAACAUCCAAUUUAAUUACUACAAUCACACCACCAACUAUGGUAACAUUCUCGACAUAAAUCCGGAACAAACGCUGAGCGAGUUAACGAUACUAGAGUACGAAAAGAAGCUUGCAAAGUACCAGGAUGCCCUAGCGUUAGCUCAGGCCGAAAAGCGAUACAACAUGCGUCGUCAGCUGGCCGCGAAUACUUAUCGUCACAAAUUGAUGGAAGUCGAACGUCUCUGCGACGAAGAAUUGGAAAAGAUCAGGCAAAAUGCGAAUUCCCUUCAGCCCUUGAAGCAAAUGGUUUCGCAAUGGUACAGCGACGAUCGUUGCGGUGGCGACGUUGACAAAUCGGGUAAUCCUUCGGACCAGCUUCAGAAGUCCUUUUCCUUUUCAUCUCAAAAUGGUUACACGAGGACCACGUACUGUGAUAUACCGCGUGUUGCUAAAGUCGACGCUGAGGUCAAUAUGGCGCCAGAAAUCUUUGUCGCAAAAUUUAAUCUCUGUCAAUCCGAUUAUCCGUCGACCAGCAUAGAGAGCGGUUCAAGUUGGAUCACCGAAUCUGAUUAUAAUUUGAAAAGUGUAAACGGCGCUGCGGCUAAUCCGCCUCAUUGGAAGACUUCGCAUUACAAUCUGUCCACGUCAAUCAUGAAUGGAAAUCCUUGAGCGUUUGUAUUUUCACGGUGUA
Molecule: messenger RNA, 1382 nt
Organism: Neodiprion virginianus
Lineage: Eukaryota; Metazoa; Arthropoda; Insecta; Hymenoptera; Diprionidae
Exons: 3
Coding region: 146-1360 (404 amino acids)
Source: RefSeq, a predicted model, not a curated record